Coniophora puteana RWD-64-598 SS2 is the source of this 631-nucleotide messenger RNA. Its product is annotated as small heat shock protein. The transcript has 3 exons. Gene Ontology annotation, biological process: protein folding; response to hydrogen peroxide; response to salt stress. The coding region runs from base 61 to 513 and encodes 150 amino acids. Lineage: Eukaryota; Fungi; Basidiomycota; Agaricomycetes; Boletales; Coniophoraceae. The record is from RefSeq and is a predicted model, not a curated record.
GAAACAACAGUCAAUCAUCUCUAACAGCACGAAUUCCCGUCUCUCGUAAUCAACUUAAAAAUGUCUCUCAUCCGUGCCGUCUACGACCCCUUCAACGACUUUGAUCGCUACUUCGACGACGCAUUCCUCAGUCGUUUCACAGGUGGAAAUGCGAACUUCAACCGCGAGGUCACCGCUCGACAGCCCUUCCGUCCCAAAUUGGACAUCAAGGAUGGCACGGACAACACCGUCGCCGCGACGUUCGAGCUCCCUGGGCUCAAGAAGGAAGACGUGAACAUCCAGCUCCACAACAACCUUCUCACCGUCUCUGGGCAGACGAACGCCUCUGUUGAGCGUGAGGAGGGCGGUUACGCGGUGCGCGAGCGGUCUUUCGGCAGCUUUGAGCGUUCGCUUAGGGUCCCCGAAGGAGUGAAGGACGAGGAUAUCAAGGCAAACAUGCAAGAUGGUUUGCUAACCAUCACAUUCCCAAAGGUGUCAGCCGAACAGGCCCCGAAACGAAUCACCGUCGCGUGAGGUGGUCAUCACGGCUGUAGCAAAAUUUCCAGUGAGAAAGGGUAUCCGCUUUGAUAGCAGGCUUAGGUUGUACGAAUAGUAUUUUCAUUAUGUCGUAGUCAUGAGAAAUUCACACCAC